GCGCGCGCUGACGCCGCGGCGGGGCCGGAAGGAGCGCGGCGGUGCCUCCGCGGCCGCGACGGAGCUGCCGGCUGCGGCUUCGGUGACUGGGCGCCGGCGCCGGGGCUCCCAGCCGCCUCGCGGGCCCGGGGAGCGGAGUGGCGGUCCCUUUGGAACAGAUAGUCACCAUGUUUAGAUAUUAGCAAGCCAAUGUGUAUGUCCACAUUUGAAAAUGGCAGAGGGAAAUAAUAAUGAAGAGGUAAUUCACUUGAACAGCUUUCACUGCCACCAGGGACAAGACUGGAUCCAUCUCAGAGAUGGACCCAUCACCAUAUCUGAUGACUCUGAUGAAGAAGGAGUUCCAAUGACGGUCACCCCAGCUUCUCAGCGACAUGAUGAAGAGGACCUGGAUGAUGAUGUCAUCCUGACAGAAACAAGUAAACCUCAAACAUCACGACCUAAUCUCAUCAAACCAGCUGCCCAUUGGCAAGAUCUCAAAAGCUGGGGAGAAGAAAGGCCUAAAAAGUCUAGAGCAGCCUUUGAGUCAAAUAAGAACAACUAUUUUGCAGUGAAUAACAGCACAUUGUUUGAUUCUGGGGCACAGGAUGAUUCUGAGGAUGACUACGAUGAAUUUCUGGAUCAUGGGCCUCCUGGAGUUUCUGAAUUAAUUAAUCCAAGUGGCCAAACAGAAAGAGAACCCAAGCCUGGACCAAGUCAUAACCAAACAACAAAUGAUAUUGGCAACCCCGGAUCAGAGCCAAAAAUCUUCAUCUGGAGAAAAAGUGACCUUCUUAUUCCAGAUAAUGAUCCUUUGGACACUCAGAACCAGUCAUCUGAAGACUCAGAGACAGACCUUUUAUCAAACCUCGGAGACUCAGCUGAUAUGCUAGAUGAUCAGACCAACGAAGACGAUCAUUGGUUAGAAAACCCUCCUUUCUUCCCGUCUCUAAACCCACAGCCCCGGGAGAGAGCAAACCCGGCUGUUCCUCGGGAGCUGCAGCCUGAAGCAGAGCUGGGCCCCUUGUUCUAUCAGCACGGCCCCCUAGGGCUGGCUUUCCCGAGGCCGGCUUUUCCGAGACCAGAGCCCCCUUAUGACGGCAUUCCCGGCCCCUCCUCUCCUCGGCCCGCCCACCCUCUGGGAGAGCUGGAAGACCAGCAGCUAGCAAUAGACGAGGAGGAGGAGGAGGAAGAGGAAGAGGAUGACGACGAUGGGCCAGGCCCAGCCUUUCAGGAGCCCAAUUUGGAACAUCUUUGGGGGCAAGAAGCUAAUGAGGUCGACCAAGAAGUCGUUGCACUGCUAGUGAAAGAAACAGAAGCAAGAUUUCCAGAUGUAGCACCUGGCUAUAUUGAGGAAAUAAUUCAUUUGAAGAAUUAUUAUGAUUUGAAUGUACUUUGUAAUUUUCUACUGGAAAACCCAGAUUAUCCAAAGAGAGAAGAUCGAGUCAUUAUCAACCCUAGUAGCAGCCUGCUUGCUAGUCAAGAUGAGAUAAAGUUGCCGAAGGUAGACUUCUUUGACUAUUCGAAAUUGGCUCCUCUUGACCAGCGCUGCUUCAACCAGGCUGCUGACCUCCUGAUGGCCGACUUCAAAAUGCUCAGCAGCCAGGACAUCAAGUGGGCCCUGCAUGAGCUCAAAGGACACUAUGCCAUCACCCGAAAGGCCUUUUCUGAUGCUAUUAAAAAAUGGCAGGAGCUAUCACCAGAAACCAGUGGAAAAAGAAAAAAGAGAAAAGAAAUGAAUCAGUAUUCUUACAUAGAUUUCAAGUUUGAACAAGGUGACAUAAAAAUAGAAAAAAGGAUGUUCUUUUUGGAAAAUAAGCGGCGCCAUUGUAGGAUCUAUGAACGGCGUGCCCUCCAUCCAGCUGUGCAGCAAGAGCAGGAGUUCUAUGAGCAGAAAGUCAAAGAGAUGGCAGAGCAUGAAGACUUUUUGCUUGCUCUGCAGAUGAAUGAAGAACAGUAUCAGAAGGAUGGUCAGCUGAUUGAGUGCCGCUGCUGCUACGGGGAAUUUCCAUUUGAGGAGCUGACUCAGUGUGCCGAUGCUCACUUGUUCUGCAAAGAAUGUCUCAUCAGAUAUGCCCAGGAGGCGGUCUUUGGAUCUGGAAAGUCAGAGCUUAGCUGCAUGGAAGGCAGCUGCACAUGUUCCUUCCCAACCAGCGAACUGGAGAAGGUGCUUCCCCAGACCAUCCUGUGUAAAUACUACGAGCGCAAGGCCGAGGAGGAAGUCACUGCGGCCUACGCCGACGAGCUUGUCAGGUGCCCCUCCUGCAGCUUUCCCGCCCUGCUGGACAGCGACGUGAAGAGGUUCAGCUGUCCCAACCCCCGCUGCCGGAAGGAGACCUGCAGGAAGUGCCAGGGGCUCUGGAAGGAGCACAAUGGCCUCACCUGUGAAGAGCUGGCUGAGAAGGAUGACAUCAAGUACCGGACCUCUAUUGAAGAGAAGAUGACCGCUGCUCGCAUCAGAAAAUGCCAUAAGUGUGGGACGGGCCUCAUCAAGUCCGAAGGCUGCAACCGCAUGUCCUGCCGCUGCGGGGCCCAAAUGUGCUACCUCUGCCGAGUCCCCAUCGGUGGGUACGACCACUUCUGCCAGCAUCCCCGCUCGCCUGGAGCCCCCUGCCAGGAGUGCUCGAGAUGUUCUCUCUGGACCGACCCCACGGAAGAUGAUGAGAAGCUGAUUGAGGAAAUCCAGAAGGAAGCCGAAGAGGAACAGAAAAGAAAGAAUGGAGAGAACACCUUCAAGCGCAUCGGGCCCCCGUUGGAGAAGCCUCCAGAGAAAGUCCAGAGGAUGGAAGCCCUGCCGAGACCCGUCCCGCAGAACCUGCACCAGCCGCAGUUCCCCGCCUACGCCUUCGUGCACCCCGCCUUCCCGCUGCCGCCCGUCCGGCCCCUGUUCAACAACUUCCCCCUCAACAUGGGCCCCAUCCCGGCCCCGUACGUGCCGCCUCUGCCCAACGUGCGCGUCAACUACGAGUUUGCCCCCAUGCACCUGCCCCUGGAGCCCAACCUGCCCAUGCAUUUCGGCCCCCAGCCGCGCCAUCGCUUCUGACCCCCGAGCCCCAGCCCCGCUGAGCAGCGCGGGCAGGCGGGCUCCCAAAAGCAUAGGCUGCUUGUCCCUCCCCUCCUGCAGGGCCACUGGCCCUGGGGGAGUGGCCGGCACGCUCGUUCUUGCUGACCAGAGAUGGGGGCGGCCACACCCCUUCCGGAGCCUUCUGCCUCCUCGCAGCUGUGCGGGGGUCCCAGCACAGCAGUACCCUCUGCUCAGUCCGGCCAGGGCCACCGGGAGUUCAGGCCCCGCCCUGCAGAGACCGGGGAAGGUUCGCCUCCAUCCCUCGCGCUAGGCAGCAGGCGAUCAGUGAGAACCACACAGGCCUUCCUCGCCACAGCCCCGGUGGUGCCGCUUGGGGAGCGUGAGCCGUGUCCCCAGGCCGGGCCGCAGCGCCCCCUUGCCCUGGGCCCCGAGUGAGGCGCUCUGAGCCGCGGGUCCCGUGGAGAGGCCAGAGCAGUGGCCACGCCCAAGAGCACCAGGCCCCCACGUCAUGUCCAGGACCCGGGCGCGGCCGUGGUGGCCGUGCUGAGGUCUGUCCUCUCCUCUCGGCCGCUCACAUGAGACCAGCGAGCUGCGCUUCUGUCAGUGAUUUACCUAAACGUUCCGCUGGCUCACUCGGCAGUUACCAGCUUCCGGGGCCGCGAACUCCUCAGUCUGGGAAGUCAGUCACCCAAUCCGCAGCCGGCCGGCCUGACACUGGCCAGAUGGAAGCUCCUGGGGGCGGCUGUAACGGGUCUGGUGGCUCCCAGGCAGCAGUUCCCUGGAGCUUCUCUGUCGCCAGCCUGCGCCACAGCUCCUCUGAGACUUGGUGGGGAUGGGGGUUUCUCCCAUCAAGGUGCUCCCACCAUGUGCUCGGCAGGCCCGGCUUCAGGGC
Molecule: messenger RNA, 3893 nt
Organism: Pipistrellus kuhlii (Kuhl's pipistrelle)
Lineage: Eukaryota; Metazoa; Chordata; Mammalia; Chiroptera; Vespertilionidae
Gene: RNF216
Product: ring finger protein 216
Exons: 17
Coding region: 212-3019 (935 amino acids)
Molecular function (GO): zinc ion binding
Source: RefSeq, a predicted model, not a curated record